This is a messenger RNA of Rhinolophus ferrumequinum (greater horseshoe bat), 1300 nucleotides long. RefSeq names its product T-cell receptor-associated transmembrane adapter 1. Gene Ontology annotation, biological process: negative regulation of receptor recycling; positive regulation of T cell receptor signaling pathway. Lineage: Eukaryota; Metazoa; Chordata; Mammalia; Chiroptera; Rhinolophidae. Gene Ontology annotation, cellular component: T cell receptor complex. Bases 159 to 737 code for a protein of 192 amino acids. The transcript has 6 exons. The record is from RefSeq and is a predicted model, not a curated record.
CAAGAGAGAAAAAAACUGAGGUACCGAUAAAGACAAGUUUUACUUUCACACUGCUUCUAAUAUAACAGCAACAUUACAUAGAAACAAAAGUUUGUAGGAACAUUUUUAAUCCAUGCAUCUGCCUAUGGCUAUGUAAGGAUUUCUCUGAGAAGAGAAGUAUGUCAGGAAACACUGAUUGCCAUUUUUAUGUCUGGGCAAUUCUAGUCUUCCUGGUUUUAGCUCUGGUUAUAUCGGUGAUCUUCAAUAUUUCCCACUAUGUGGAAAAAAAGCGACAAGAUAAAAUAUACAGGUACUCUGAUGACUACAUUCCCAGGGAGGAUGAGUAUUAUAUUGAAGACACACCAAUUUAUGGUAACUUAAAUAAUGUGGUCCCAGAUGAAAACUGCUAUGAACAAAUGAAAGCCCAACCAGAGAGAUCUGUGAAUGAACUGAAAGACGCCACCCCACCUGUACAGGCAACUGAUGAAACACAGAUGUUUUACGCCUCACUAAAUCACAACUAUGAGGGGAAGCACAGAAAGCCCAGGAAACGGAAUUCUAAUUUGUCAGACGAGGAUGAAGAUGAGGAGUUACACGGAAUGCAUGCCAGCCUUUCGAAGAGUACUCUGGUAGACAGUUUCCCACCUGAGAGCCAGGCAAUAGAGGAAAACAUUCAUGAUGAUCCCAUUAGACUCUUUGGAUUGAUUCGCAAGAAGAAAGAACCUGUAAACCAACAGGGCUAUGCUCAAGCUCAAUGAUUUGGCUCUUUUUGAAGGAGGUUGUUAAACAAGAUCCCCAUAUGACACAGUAUGAUUUGGCAGGGUGACAAUCUGAUCAAUUGUUAUCCAGAGUUUAUGCCCUUGCAUAUUGAAUAUAAUAUCAUGAAAUUAGUUAUUUGAAUUGACUUUAAAAAUGUCUAAUAGUAAAAUAUAAAAUAAAGUUUGCAAAUUGAGCUUGAUGACAAUAUCACAACUUGACCAAAAAUACUUAAUACUCAGUGAAAUAAAACCAAAAAAAUAUAUGUUAAGCAUUUUUAGUGUGUUCUGGAACACCUUUAAAGAAGAAUAAAAGUCAACUAAAAAAAAAUUCUCCUUUCUCACCAGUGUGAAACACCCUCUAAUGUAAAGAAAUGUCUGAUUGAAAGGCAGGGAGACAUUUAAAUAUAUUCAUAAAAGCAAUGGGAUAAUAAUAUAUUCAUAGAAAUAUAUUCAAAAAAUAUUUAUUAGUUUAAAAAUUAUUAUUAAAUUAAUUCAUGCUCCUUGUAACAACAAACAAGUAUGAAAAACAAUUUAGAAAUUCCAUGAGCCAGAAAUAAUCAUUA